Molecule: messenger RNA, 513 nt
Organism: Acanthosepion pharaonis
Lineage: Eukaryota; Metazoa; Mollusca; Cephalopoda; Sepiida; Sepiidae
Source: the annotation of a GenBank genome assembly
AUGAAGGUUUUCCUCGUUCGCUUCACUGCACUUUGUCUAAUUAUAACCUUGGUUCAUAGUGCUUCUUUGAAAUGCCGAAAUCCGACAAAUCUGGAAAAGAUGUACAAUGAUCUUCAAGCAAAUAAUAAACUCCCUGUAGAAGUCAAUGAUACUGACAGCGCACAACUGAAAAUAUGCCCGGAUAAUAAAAUGAAUACUUCACAUUUUUGUCCCAUAGCUCUGAAAGUGAUAACUGACGAAACUUUAUUCCCCGCAAAAAGAAUUCGUGUGAUAUGCCUGUGCCGUGACUGUUCGGAUUCGCAUGAACUCAAUGACUGCUUUCACAUCUAUAAAAAAAAAUUGGUUCUACAACGAACAGAUAAUUGCACAGAAGGCGUUUACAACUAUGUGCCGAAAAAUAUAACAACAGCUGUUGCUUGCCGGUUAAAAGUCAAGAAAACGAAGCCCCUUGCACAGCCAGCUCCAAAUACCAUCUUACCAAAUUUUGAUAUUACCAUCUGUAAUACAUCUUAA